This is a messenger RNA of Kwoniella shivajii, 1269 nucleotides long. RefSeq lists its product as uncharacterized. Lineage: Eukaryota; Fungi; Basidiomycota; Tremellomycetes; Tremellales; Cryptococcaceae. The transcript has 3 exons. Gene Ontology annotation, biological process: lipid metabolic process. Bases 1 to 1269 code for a protein of 422 amino acids. The record is from RefSeq and is a predicted model, not a curated record.
AUGAUCUUCUCUCUUACUCUUUUGUUAUUCUUACUGAGAAUAUCUGCUCGACCUUCCACCUCUCCCCAUUCGCCCUCUAUUCUGAACUCACCCCAAACGAUAAUAGACGGCUUUCCAAUUGGGAGAACCCAGCUGUCCCAAGAUGACAUGAUCGAACUGGGUAAAUUAGCUAUAGCUGUCAACUCGGCUUAUUGUCCCAAGAGUUAUAAACUGCAACCGCAUCCUUCCGCAUCUAAGGAAUACGAAGGGUCACCGAGUAGGAAGAACCACCGUAUGCACAAGACAAAAUCGAAAUUCGCUCAACACGAUGAUGGGAGUAGUAUUGUGAUAUCAAGUGAUGACGAUGAGUUCAGACGGGAACAGACAUAUCAUGGUGAUAUGAAAUGGUAUAUAUCGCAUACACCUUCAACGCAGACUUUGACACUCGCAUUGUCAUCACUGUCAUCCACCGAUGAUUUACUUGAAUUACGAGCUUCUUCUCCUUCUCCUUCCCCAUCUGGGUCAACAAGUACAGAUAGCGAAAUUCUAGUUCCACUUCCGGCAUCACUUUUCCCAUAUCCUUUCGGUUAUCUUCAUCCCUCUUCUUCCAAGGGGAAAGAGCCCAAAAUCCAUCAUGCAUAUAUCCCAUUCCUGAAAACUCAUGGUAAAUCAGCUUUAUUAUCUUUGCUAGAUCUAAUCGAAGAUCCACCUGCGACAACUACAACCUCAUCCCACUCAGACGUCUUGAAAGAAUAUAUCACUUCCUUAGGUAGUCCAUCCUCAGUAAUGACCAAUAAACCUAUACGUAAGAUUAAGAUCGUAGGACAUGGGCUAGGAAGUGCAAUUGGUUUAUUGGUAACAUUAGCAUUGAGCAUGGAAUUAUCGAAUGGACAUCACCUUUCAUCAUCUUCAUCACGUUCUCAAGACCACUUGCAUGAUUUAGAAAUAUCAACAACGUUAUUUGGUUUACCCAGAGUUGGAAAUAUCCACUUUGCGAGAUUAGUUGACUCGCUAAUCGACUCUAGAGGAUCAUCAUUGAAGAUGAACAGAAUAACAUCAUAUGGCGAUACGAUAACUCAUCUCCCUGAAAGACACUUGAAUUUGACACAUCCUUCGAAGAAUGAAAUUUGGAUAGGACCAGAUCCACGAAUAGCAUAUUUCUGUAAACCAUCUCCUUAUCAAGAUGGAAUGGAGAGUAAUUUAUGUGCAGCUGGAAUCAAAUUGGAGAAGACUAGCUUAAUAGAUCAUCUAGGUCCUUACGCUGAUGUGUGGAUGGAUAAAAAAUGCUAG